Molecule: messenger RNA, 1849 nt
Organism: Oryza sativa Japonica Group (Japanese rice)
Lineage: Eukaryota; Viridiplantae; Streptophyta; Magnoliopsida; Poales; Poaceae
Source: RefSeq, a predicted model, not a curated record
UCACCUUCUCCGCUCAUUUCUCAACGCCCACUACCUCUUGUUUAGUUUGUCGUCGCACGUAUUCUCACCGACACCACUUGCUGUACGCGGUGUAUCUGGACCAGCACAACCUUGUCGUCCUCGAUCGCAUCGCUCGCAUCAGCUGCCGCUAGCUGUCCAUUGAUCCCUCCGCGCCGGAUGGCCGCGCGCGUGGCGGACGCCGCCUCUCUCCUCGGCCUCCUCCUCCUCGUCUCGUGCUGCUCGCUGGCGCAGUCCGUCACGACGAAUGGCGGCGGCUACGUGUCGGCGGUCGGGGACCCCGGCAUGCGGCGCGACGGCCUCCGCGUCGCCUGGGAGGCAUGGAACUUCUGUAACGAGGUCGGCCGGGAGGCCCCCGGCAUGGGCAGCCCCCGCGGCGCCGACUGCUUCGACCUCGAGGAUGGCGUGGACGAGCACGGCCAGCCGACGCGCAAGGUGGUGCACAGGGUGACGGACGCCGACAACAGCCUCCGUGCCGGCGACCCGUUCCCCGGCACGCCGGCGAACAUCACGGACGUCGACCGGUACGCGGCGGCGAAGGAGCUGUACCUGGGCGACCGGUGCCAGGUGGCGGACGGCCCGUCGCCGUGGCAAUUCUGGAUGGUCAUGCUCAAGAACGGCAACCUGGACACCUCCGCCGCCAUCUGCCCGGACAACGGCCGCCCGGCGCGCCCGUUCCCGCAGGGCAAGUUCCCGUGCCCCGGCGGCGCCGGCUGCAUGAACCCGCCGCUCGUGUUCCACAACCGCACCGCGCUGGACGCCACCGGGCGGCGCCUCCGCGGCGGGCUGUUCGGCACGUACGACCUCGGCGCGGCGGACCUCGGCAACAAAGACGUGUCCUACUACUCGGUGACGUGGGAGAAGGAGGUUGGCGGCGCCGGCGGGUGGGUGUUCCACCACAAGCUGCGCACUUCACCGAAGUACCCAUGGCUGAUGCUGUACCUCCGUUCCGACGCCACCUCUGGAUUCUCCGGUGGCUACCACUACGAGACCAGAGGGAUGACCAAGAUAGUGCCCGAAUCACCAAACUUCAAGGUGAGGGUGAACCUGGAGGUGAAGCAAGGCGGAGGCCCCAGCAGCCAGUUCUACCUCAUGGACAUGGGCAGCUGCUGGAAGAACGACGGCCGCCCGUGCGACGGCGACACCGCCACGGACGUGACGCGGUACAGCGAGAUGAUCAUCAACCCGGAGACGCCGUCGUGGUGCACGCCGGGGAAGGUCGGGCUGUGCCCGCCGUGGCACACGUUCCGGAACGGCACGCGCGUGCACCGCACCGACGCCGCCCGGUUCCCGUACGCCGCCUACCACAUGUACUGCUCCCCCGGGAACGCGCGCGCCGCCGAGCAGCCCACCACCCCGUGCGACCCCUACAGCAACCCGCAGCCGCAGGAGAUCAUGCAGCUCGUGCCGCACCCGGUGUGGGGCGAGUUUGGGUACCCCACGGCGAAAGGGCAGGGCUGGAUCGGUGACCCCAGGGCGUGGGAGCUCGACGUCGGCGCCAUGUCACAGGCGCUCUACUUCUACCAGGAUCCGGGCACGCCACCGGCGAAGAGGAGGUGGUCGUCGCUGGACGUGGGAACGGAGAUAUACGUCAGCAACCAUGCGGAGGCGGAGUGGACGUUGAGUGGGUUCGACAUCCUUGUGCCAAAGGAGUAGGAUUGUGUUGGGUCGUCCAAAGGAGGACUCGUCGACAUUGUUUGGAGCGUGGAUGAAGGGGGUUAUAAGCAAUUCUUACAUGAUGGAAUGCAUAUGCAUAUGUAGUAUAGUAGAAAACUAGAGGACGCGGUAGAAUACCAGUGUGGAAAUGUUAAGCGUCCGACAGAUUGAUCCA